UAGGCUGAUGUGUGCAGCUACCACUUUGGAUCUGUACCGCUGCUUCCCUCGGCAAGAGGCACCAGCAGGCUGAGCACUGAGACCUGCUCUCUGGGAUGGAGCAUAUACCCCUGCAAGACAUGAAGGGCUUCCUGUUCCUCACACUCCUCCUGAUGCCGGUGCACGCUGGAGCUGCUUGGAGUGCGAAAUACGCAGUAGAUUGUCCCGAUGCCUGUGACAGUAACGCAUGCAAAAGUACUGCGCGCUGUAAGCGAACGGUGCUGGAUGACUGUGGCUGCUGCAGAGUGUGUGCAGCUGCUCUGGGGGAGACUUGCUAUCGUACUGUCUCGGGUAUGGAUGGUGUCAAGUGUGGUCCCGGGCUGAAGUGCCAGUUUUACACUGAGGAGGAUGACUUUGGUGAUGAAUUUGGUAUCUGCAAAGAGUGUCCCUAUGGUAGCUAUGGAAUGGAAUGCAGGAAAACCUGCAACUGUCCCUCUGGCAUCUGUGACAGAGUAACAGGGAAGUGUUUGAAGUUCCCAUUUUUUCAACUGUCUGCUUCAAAGCCUCCAAAUCGAAGAAAAAUGUCUUCACAUGCAGACAGUGACAUGGCAUCUGGGGAUGGAAAUUCUGUAAAAGAGGAAUUCGUUAAAGAGAAAGUUAUUCGCUCUCCAGUAAUGAAAUGGCUAAAUCCUCGCUGAUAUUUACCUACACUUGUAAGACUUUCAAGUGAAUGCAUUUCUCACAGAUUAUUGGAUAUGCAACAACACACUUUAAAAACAAAGUAGGUCUAUAAUGUAUGAAUAUGUAAUCUUUGAAGCUCAAAUGUGACCUGCUUUUAAUGAGAAAAAUGUUUACUUAAAAAUAGACUGUACAGUGUAUAUGACUUUUGAUAUUUGUUUUGAUAAGUAUUUGAACAGAGAAAUGUAUUGUGGCUUUUUGAAUGUAUAGUAAUACUGAAAACCCAACAUAAUCAUUUAAAUAAUGCCAGAGGUUGACUCUUGACAGCCUGAGGCUGGAAAAACUCUCACUGAAUGAAGGGGACAGUUUGGGUGAGUGAUACUAUUGAUGUGGAACCAUCAUGAAAGAAACACAUAUAAAAAACACCUCAGAUUGAAGGUGUACCCUUGUUCAGUAACAAUAAUAACAACAAAAGCACAACAGUGUAAAUUAAAUAAACCAACGUUAGUUGUUAACAAUUUUGUUGUUUUUGGAAGUUUGGUGACAAUUCAUCGGAGACAAAUAUGCCUUUCUUCAGAGAGAAAACACCCAGCAUUUCAGUUUAUACAUUGUGAAUAACUUCGGCAAGACACUGCAGACAUAUAUUGUAUUUAGUUGAAUUUCUAAAGUUAAAUUUUGUACAGAGAAACAGCAGAUUGGUAAAUUCUACCGAUUUGUAGAAGGGGAUCUGAAACAAAAGAAGCUGCUUAUCAUUAUUUAAAUAUAUAUGUUUCUAUAUGCCAGAUAGUUGGUGUCAUUAAGGUGACAUCUGCAUUUCUUUGGGAAGAGUGGUGAGAGGCCAGCAAAGGGACCUUCAUGCUUUCCAUCUUCACUGCUGGCUAUGGCCCAGAUGUGACUCACAAGGAAUUUAUUUGAUUCAGGGAAGACUUGGACCCUCAGCAAGUGAUAGUGCAGCCACAGACUCUACAGUAUUUUGGUACCCAGUCCUUUGUCUCUCAAUUGCAUGAGCAAGUGGUCCCAUUUCAGCCAGGAGAAAAACUUCCACAUGUUAGAGUGUUGCAGGAAUGGGCAAUCCCACAUUCAGUCUAAGCUGGAUGAUAUACAUGUAAAUCAAAAAUCAUCACUGAGAAAGACUUGUUAAUAUGUCUGAAAACAACCAAAUCCACAGAUAAUGAAAAUUGACUUGUCAGAGUGAACCUGGAUGCCAUGAGUUUAGGAAUGGCCUUUUAACACAGAGCACUCUCAUUGGAGGUGUGGCUUGAUUUUAACAUUUCCUUUGAAAUCAGCCUGAACUUUGACAACGACUGCAACGAAAGAAGGGACACACAGUAGAGCACCCAUAGUUCAGGAUCUAAAGCAUUCUUUCAAAACUAUGAACUACUGAAAUUCCCAUGCCCUUCAAGGGAUCCAAAGUCAGUAUCUGUGAAAACAGGAUGCAUUCACCUGGGAAAGCAGACACGAAUUAUGCUCAUCUGCAACAAGAGGAUGAUGACAUCAAUAGACAUUCAAAUGCCAGGAUGAAGGUGCAGGUUCUCUUGCCAUGAAAAUUGGAGACAUACAAACAUAAAUCUCAAACUAGCAUAACACUACAUUUUAACCUGUAUUGAAUGUUAGGGUCUGAGAGGGAAUAAUGUUACCCUGGGCUAUUUGCUAGCAAGUGAAUUGAUUCUAAUCUACUGAUACAAAAAAUAAUUUUUUUCUUGAUUUCAGUGAGAGCAGGAUCAAACCCAUGGUCUUCCAGCAGACUGAUGAGAAAUAUUGAAAGAAUGUAGUAAAUACUGCAUCCAUUAUUAAUACUUUGCAAUAGUGUCAUAAAUGACAUUACAAGUUCUUGAAUGUAAAUCAGAUAAGUCAGUUGGUUUUAAAGAGUGUAAUAUUAUUAUUGUUCAAUAAAAGAAAAACAACUGAAAGCA
Pseudopodoces humilis (Tibetan ground-tit) is the source of this 2570-nucleotide messenger RNA. RefSeq names its product endothelial cell specific molecule 1 (gene ESM1). Gene Ontology annotation, molecular function: integrin binding; hepatocyte growth factor receptor binding. Gene Ontology annotation, cellular component: extracellular region. Gene Ontology annotation, biological process: positive regulation of hepatocyte growth factor receptor signaling pathway; angiogenesis. The record is from RefSeq and is a predicted model, not a curated record. Lineage: Eukaryota; Metazoa; Chordata; Aves; Passeriformes; Paridae.